CAAAAUAAUAUUAUAGGUAAUUCGCAGUUCAGGUAAUAUCAGUCUGGAAGAGCAUUUCAUAAUAUCAUAAAUUAAUAAUAUAAUAUACAUAAUAUUAUAUAAUAGAUUUGUUAUAUUCAUUUUGAUAGUUCCAUAAUAUUGAUAACAAAUAACAAAUUAGUUGAUAAGCUAAACUAUGAAUAUUUUGUAAUUACCUAUUGCACAAUAUUUAUAACACCUACCACAAUUUAUUUUUAUCAUAUUAAAUUUGAGAUAGUUUGUUAUGUUUAUUAUUUUUAAUAUUUUAUUAAUUUCUAAUGUAAAAAAUAAAUCAAUCUUAUUUUAUUUAUUAAACGUUGUCACUGUUUUUAUGGUGGUUGUGGUAAGGCAAAUAAUUUAUUCUCACACAAUAAAUAUAAUAUAAAUAUUCUUAUCAUUUAUUGAUCACACCUAGUUUAUAUUAUAUAAUAGCCAAACAUUACUCAAUAAUAAUGGAUUAAUAUCUCGAAUUUUUUUUCUUUUGUAUUUUGUAGAUUAAGGUUAUUUAUUUAUUAAAUACUGAAUUGAAACUUAAGUUAGUAUUUUUAUUUUUAGUAAUUAAGUGGUUUAGUGAUGGCAUUAGAUUUAAAUCAACUACCUGCAUUGCCAGCAAAAACUGCAUUCAUUGCACAUCUUAUUUUAAUUACUUGGUAAGUGGAUUUAUAAUUUUGAUAGGUUAUUACUUUAUCUACAUUUAAUUUGUAUUAUAUGCCAUAGGGGUGUACAAGGACGAUGGAGUCCUGACUCUUUUAUUUUUUACAAUAUUAUAUAUAUGGGAUGUGUAUUAUGGGCAAUGCAUCAAACUGAAAAUGAAAAACCAGCCCAGCUAGUAAAUAUUUGUUAAAUUUUUUAAAGUUUAACUUUUAUUAACAUUUUAAAGAAAUCAAUCAAAACUAUAUUUCUAUUUCUAGGCUAUUUCUGUUAACCUUGCAGCAGUAUGUUUAGAUAUAGUUACUAUUUAUUGUUAUUUUCCAAACAGCUUUUGUAAGUAUAUAUUUAAAAAAAAAAAUAACUAAUGUUGAAAAAGUAAAUAAAUUAUUUCUUUUGUUUUUAGGGUUAUCGGAAAUAUUUAGUGUUAUUUGUGCCAUGGGAAAUGUGGUUCUACGUUUUGUAACACUGUCAAUUCUUAGUCGGAUGUGCAUAGAUAGUAGCAAUGGAGCCACUGAUGGCAUACCACCUCCCUUACAAAAUUAUAUAAGUUAGAAUAAAAUUUAUACAUUUAUCUUACAUUUUCUUAAAAUAAAACAAAAAUAUAUUUUAAAGGUAGAGGAACUGCAAACCCACAAUCAUAUGAAGAUAUUGAUCAGUCUACUCAACCACAACAACAAACACCGGGCAAUACUCCUUUUUUUACACCAUACCGUUAAAACUACAUGAUUGUUUAAAAACACUUCUAAAUUACGAGAUAAAUUCUCAUUAUUGUGUCAUAACCUCAUUACUUAAUGUUUGUUUUAAAUUUAUU
Cinara cedri is the source of this 1480-nucleotide messenger RNA. The record is from the annotation of a GenBank genome assembly. Lineage: Eukaryota; Metazoa; Arthropoda; Insecta; Hemiptera; Aphididae.